This is a messenger RNA of Paramecium tetraurelia, 909 nucleotides long. RefSeq lists its product as uncharacterized. NCBI's taxonomy places the organism in Eukaryota, Ciliophora, Oligohymenophorea, Peniculida, Parameciidae. The transcript has a single exon. The record is from RefSeq and is a predicted model, not a curated record.
AUGAGAAGAUAGGAACGGAUAGUUACAGAGGAAAAAAAUUUAACCCCAUAGAGAGAGAAGAAUAAUGAUGUGAUUAAUGUACUUUAAUCUAAAAGGUCUGAAGAUUAAUCGCUUUUGAGAACAGAUCUAAUACAAUUCUAAUAUGAGAGAAAAGAACCAAGGUUGAGCAUAAAAAUAAAUGAAAAUAAUGAAAAUGAAAAAGAUAAAAAUUAACCUUAGAAACAUAAUGAAAUAAGUAAUUAAAAUAUCAAAUGUGCUAAUCCAACACAUCAAGAGCCUGUUUUAAUGGUUGUACUUGAUCCUAAUUUAGGUCGCCAUGAAAGAAUUUUCUGUUAAGAAUGCAUAAGUGUAAUGGAAUCAAAUAAAAAAACAAUUGGAAUAAAAAAAGUGAUGGAAAUAACCUAAGAAAAUAAUAAAAAGAAAAGGGAAUAUAGAGAUAUAAUUGCUUAAUAACAUCUGAAAGAACUUGAAUAGUUUAAAUUCAACAUAAAUUAAUUAAAGAGUUGUUUAAACAAAAACUUAGAUGAAAUGAUGGAAAAUGCAAAUAUGUGGAUGAAAGAUUUGUAGAACUUCAGAAAAGUAGAAUAUAAUUUAGAUACAGAAAUAUAAUGGUUAAUUAAUUAUGAAUCAAAAAUUGAAAUAGAAUAAAUGGCUGAUGAAAUAAAACCUUUGAAUAUGAAUUGGGUUUCCAAAUUGAAUAAUAAAUUAGAGUUGUUUUCUACAUUUAAAGAAUAUUCCAUUUGCAUAAACAUAUUGAAUAAUUUAAUUCAAAGGAAUAAAAGCAGACACCAGGAAAAAAAAGAGUUGUUUAACCACUAAUAAGGAUAACAAUACAAUUCUCAACAACCCUAAAGAUGCAACUUACAAAAACAAUAAAUUUAAGAUUAGGGCGUAAAGAAAAAUACUUGA